AUGGAGCUGAGCAACUGUGCUGGUGGGGAGGGAGAGGAAAAUUAUGUGAAAUGCUCAAAGCCAGUGCAGUCAAGGAGAAACAAAAGAAUCAUGUAAGUAAAAUGGUGGUUUGCCAGUGACAUAGUUUGCCUUCUGUGCCAGCUUGUCAGAUGCAACCAGAGCACACCUUCAUCCCUCCUUCCUCUACCAUCACUGCAGCUCCUGUGGCUCCACACCCUUCAGAAUUGGAGGUGCAGGAUGCAGCAGCCUAAGAGUUAUGCUGAUCCUGUCCAGGAGUGGGAUGUUGUGGAGGGGUUCACACGGCAGAGCCAAGGCAUCCCAUUUGGAGCUGCCACAUGCUAUGUACAUCUAGAGAAGCUGUUUUAAGGAUCCUGUGCAACUGUGUACAAGGGGAUCAGCAGGACCAAUUGCCAGUUGGUGGCAUUGGAAGUGACCAAUAUGGAGGCAGAAGAGGGAGUAUCCUAUACAGCCAUUCUGGAUGCUUCUCUCCUCAAGCGUUUGAAACAUGCCAACAUUGUACUGCUUCAGGACAUUAUCCAGACCAAGAAGACACUAACAUUUGUCUUUGAGUACAUGCACACAGAUCUAGCACAGUAUAUGGGCCAACACCGUGGAGGACUUAAUUUGUGCAAUGUUAUGCUCUUUAUGUUUUAGCUUUUGUGUGGCCUGGCUUACAGCCACCAACAACACAUUCUUCACCAUGAUCUGAAACCCCAGAACCUGCUCAUCAGUUGUCGUGAGCUCAAAUUAGCUGAAUUUGAUUAG
Messenger RNA from Chaetura pelagica (chimney swift), 765 nucleotides. RefSeq names its product cyclin-dependent kinase 15 (gene CDK15). The record is from RefSeq and is a predicted model, not a curated record. Lineage: Eukaryota; Metazoa; Chordata; Aves; Apodiformes; Apodidae. Gene Ontology annotation, molecular function: cyclin-dependent protein serine/threonine kinase activity; cyclin binding; ATP binding. Gene Ontology annotation, cellular component: nucleus; cytosol; cytoplasm. Gene Ontology annotation, biological process: protein phosphorylation.